AUGUCAUUACCCGUCUUGGUCAUAGGGGCUGGCCUUGGAGGUAUUUGUUUAGCCCAAGCACUACGAAAGAACAAUAUCCCAUUCAAGCUAUAUGAGAAAGAUGAGAGAAGCACGUUCCGUGCCCAGGGGUACAGAAUAAGAAUCACCAAACAUGGCGUCGAGGCGUUGAAAGAGGCCCUGACACCCGAGCUUUUCACUCUGUUCGAGAAAACCUGCGCCGAUACACCUGCCAUGGGAGUCCGAAUCAGACCUGAUGGAGCAACUCUCUCCUCCCUCCUGCCUGGCUUCCAGUCGAAGUCUUAUACGGUGGACCGUUCAACCUUUCGCGAGGUCCUUCUGACAGGGCUCGAUGGACAUGUCUUCUUCGGAAAAGGCUUCGAAAGAUACACCAUCCACCCUGACAAAGUGACAGUAUCCUUCGCAGAUGGAACUACUGAGGAUGGAUCCCUCUUAGUUGGCGCUGAUGGCGUUCGCUCUGAAGUGCGCAGGCAAUACCUUCCCGCGUUCCAGGGCCUGGAUACGGGCACGCGAACCAUCUUUGGGAAGACCCCUUUAACCCCGAAUCCCUCGCUAAACUUGCGGAAGAAUAUCGACAUGGGAUGA
Messenger RNA from Penicillium brasilianum, 603 nucleotides. The record is from the annotation of a GenBank genome assembly. NCBI's taxonomy places the organism in Eukaryota, Fungi, Ascomycota, Eurotiomycetes, Eurotiales, Aspergillaceae.